AUGGCUGGGCUCCCAAACGCAGUGGUCACACUGUUAACCGCUCCGUCGUACCUCCCAGGCGCCCUCGUGCUACUCCAUUCACUCCAGGAGCUGCAUCCUGCGCCCAGAGACUUCAAGCUUGUCUGUCUUGUUACCCCAGAAACAGUGGACGCACACGCUAUCGGUGCUCUUCGCAAUGCUGGCUACGACCUCGUUAUUGGGGUCGAACCCAUCGCUUCGGGAGACAGCGGGCAGGACGGUUUGGACCUCAUGGGACGACCAGACUUGACCUUGGCCUUGACCAAGCUUCACAUUUUUCGUCUUGGAUCGCUGUUCUCGACUAUUCUCUACCUUGAUGCUGAUACUCUUCCGUUACGUCCUCUCGACCACCUGUUCGAUGCGACGGCGCCUCAUCACUUCUCUGCAUGUCCUGAUGUCGGAUGGCCAGAUUGCUUCAAUUCGGGCGUGAUGGUUAUUCGGCCAGGACCGACUGAUUUCGAUGACAUCCGUGAAACUCUACGCAACAAUUCUACCGACGGCAGCGGCAACGGCAGCUUUGAUGGUGCCGACCAAGGUCUGCUCAACCAGUACUUUUCAGACGAGGGCCGCGGUGGAGCGUGGCAUCGCCUGCCAUUCACGUAUAACGUCACCCCCAGCGCUGCAUACCAGUAUGCACCUGCGUAUAAGCAUUACGCCAACAAGAUCAAUCUCGUUCACUUCAUCGGUGCUACAAAACCCUGGAGUACGCUCGCGCACCGUCCCGCUGGAUCCUCGGCGUCAUCCAACGGCUCGUCAUUUGACUAUGGUGCCCUUGUUGAUCGCUGGUACGCAAUCUAUGAUCGACACGUUCGCCCAACGGCCGUUCACGCGCCAAACCUUGCCAAGCGAUUCUCUGUGCCCGAGCAUCAGGCUGUUUGGAACCAGUCAACCGUCGAUCAGCCCAACGACCGCCUUGACCUUGGGGUACUCAAGUCCGCCGUUGAGCAGGGCAUGGCGACCCUCCGGCCAGGCCAGUAUACCUCCCUUCCCCUCGACGGCCGUGUCGAUCUAAUCCGUCCUAAGCCUGUACCCAAAGAGACACCCAAGCCGUUCCAUCCGUGGUUCAAUUCUGUUCCUGCAACCACCGGGCCGAACGAGCAUGAGGGGUCGCAUCCCACCCACUUGUCCGAUGUCCACCAUCAACCCGUCUCGCACGGUGACAAUCAGGAAUACCCUCCAUACCUCCAACCGGUGUUUGCCCAACCAGCUCAACGGCAGCCUGAGCAUCACCACCAGCCUCACGAGCAUCACUACCAGUCUCACGAGCAUCACCACCAGCCUCAUGAGCAUCACCACCAGCCUCACGAGCAUCACCACCAGACUCACGAGCAUCACGAGGAGCCUCCCAAGGAGAUUGCUCAACACGAUGCGUGGGAUGCGUCACACCAGGCUCCUCCAAAGUACAGCCGCCCCGAGAUGGCCGUGGCUAUAGACACCCACUACUCCCCGGCUUGGGAUCAACCGGUCAGCGCACAUGCCACAUACUUUCAAACGCAUCCCGAACCGUCCACCCCAGCGUACCCUUCCAUUCCUCGAAACGUCCUUUCGAAUGACUGGUACAAGGAGUUCACUGGUACCACUCCAAAGCAAGACAACGUCAAGCCCGUUUUCCCAUGGGAGGCCUCCACUCGUCGCCCGCCUCCUGGACGUAUAUUCCCCAAGCCCAAGGAACCUGUCCUUGCCGCCCGAGCCCCCAGGCAGACGUCGCUGCAGAUCAACACGUCAACAAACCAGCCACCUCCCGCCGCGAAGCCAGCCCCGCGUGCAGAACCUGCUAACUUUGUGGAGGCGAUGGCGUCGUACACCAACGCGUGGGAUAAUGUCGCUUCCAUUGACCGCUACGCCAAGCGUCUAACUGUCCUUGGAAUCGGUAUUGAACGCCGUUCGAAUUCGGGGCUGCAGACAGUCCCACCGAGCCCGCACCGGUCGUCCGUCAACCUUGCCGCACACCAUACCGCGCGGGGCGACUCGAGCUCGGACGGAAGUGAUGGCGACGACGAAGGUGAAGAGCCGCAAUACAGGUACCCGUCCAACAUCCUCUAUCGAGACAAACAAGCCCAGACAGAGCGGCCGUCCAUGGCGGACGCCAAGGUGCAAGCGUCACCAGAGUCGUCACCUGGGACAAGCCCCACUCUCGAUGCAAAGGCGCUUCCACCUGUCAAGAGGCAGUUGCCGAUAUCGCAGUUUACGCCUGCAAGCCGCCACUCUGACGGUUCGGGCCGGAAACCCAAAGCGACUCCUGCCCCGACGAACUACCAGUGGCCCACCACGUCCACAGCGCCACGCCCAACGCCUUCUGGGGGGCGCACGUGGGAUCCCAGAACCGAUCUGAACGCGGUAAAGAAGAACUCGCAGUUGAUGCUGAAUCGGUUUGUCAAAACGGCGGAUACGGAGCCUGCUGCGUAG
Molecule: messenger RNA, 2424 nt
Organism: Apiotrichum porosum
Lineage: Eukaryota; Fungi; Basidiomycota; Tremellomycetes; Trichosporonales; Trichosporonaceae
Gene: GLG2
Product: glycogenin glucosyltransferase
Exons: 4
Coding region: 1-2424 (807 amino acids)
Cellular component (GO): cytoplasm
Molecular function (GO): glycosyltransferase activity
Source: RefSeq, a predicted model, not a curated record